Molecule: messenger RNA, 4855 nt
Organism: Topomyia yanbarensis
Lineage: Eukaryota; Metazoa; Arthropoda; Insecta; Diptera; Culicidae
Product: DDB1- and CUL4-associated factor 5
Exons: 5
Coding region: 992-4024 (1010 amino acids)
Biological process (GO): negative regulation of fatty acid biosynthetic process
Cellular component (GO): cytoplasm; Cul4-RING E3 ubiquitin ligase complex
Molecular function (GO): protein binding
Source: RefSeq, a predicted model, not a curated record
CGUCGAGCAAGCUGUCAACUGCGUCGUAUAAAGCCGUAGUACUACUGUUUACGGAAAGGUUUGAUUCGGUAGUGUGAUAUCGUGUGUGCAUAUAGUAAUCGAUUGGGCUCGGAGGGUGGACUUGGUUGGUACGCUCGUUUCAGUACAUUUUUGUAUAUGAUUGCCACCUACGUACAUAUGUAUUGGAUCAAGGCAUCCAUUCCAUUCAGCAGCAGCAGCAGCAAACAGAUCGCUGGCAGCAACCGAGGAAAGGCGAACAGUGAUAGAGACGAUUUUAUAAACGACGAAAAAAUGGCAACGCAAGAAAAAGUGUCAAAAACGAGUAGUUUUCAGUCGCUGGUUCGGUGCAGUUUUGGUUUGGCCAGUCGUAUAGUGAAAAUCGGUGCAUAAUCCGGAAAAUAGUACUUGUUCCAGCCAGCGGGUGUUCGAUAGGGUGGAAGUGACACUAGGAUUUAGUCUGAUCAGUGUCGGUAGUGUACCGAAGGAAACCGAACCCUUUCGGGGAACCUGAGACAUAGUACAUUUUAAUAUAGUCGUGAUGAUGAAUGAAGACUUUUUUUUAAUGUCAGAUAGUGAAUAUUAAUGGGGAGUCGUUGUUACUGACAGACAGACUGACUGUAGUGACUGGUAGACAUUCUUCGCUGGAAGAGAGGGUGAAUCGAUGAAAGUGUAGUGAGUCAGGCGGAGAUGUGUAAAAGGGUCCAUGGUCUAAAGUGAAGAGAAGGCAACAGUGCAAGAAAGUAACGACGGUCGGGGCGAGAGCGAACGCAGACUAUCCCUUCUUGAUAGAUAAAAUUGUUCCUCAGUAAAACGAAGAAAUUGAAAUCGAUUGUUAAAAAAAACCUUGUAGUAAAUAAAAAAACGUCACUAGAUAGCACAGGGUAAUCAAUCGAAUCUGCUACGUAUUAAGUAAUUGAAUAGCCCGUACAGAGCAGCGAGUGAAAAACCGGAUAAUCAACCCGGACCCGGAAGGUGGGGGUGAGCCGUCAGAAUGGUCCACCACCAUCAACGGCGACCGAAGCAGCUCCAGCCGAAUGUGCUGGGCCAUCUGGUCAGUCGCCAGCUUGGUGAUAAUGUGAAACAGUUCCGCAACAAUCUGUUCCACCAGCGGUUGAGGAUCGCCAAGAACCUCUACAAAAAGGAUCUGGUAUCGCACUAUGGCUGCGUUAAUGCCAUCGAGUUCAGCAAGGAGGGGGAGCUGCUAGUUUCAGGUGGAGACGAUCGCCGAGUUCUCCUGUGGCACGUGGACAAAUCCAUCCAGGAGAAGGAAUCACCGGCCUCGAUGCAGAAGCAGCACCUGAGCAACAUCUUCUGUCUCGGUAUGGACUCGCGGAACGCUCGCGUUUUCUCCGGCGGAAACGACGAUGUCGUCAUUGUUCACGAUGUUCAAACACGAGAAUCGGUGGACGUAUUCCUGCACAGUAAACCCGUGUACGGUCUAUCGAUCGAUCCUUCCAAUAAUGACCUAUUCGCGACGGCCGGCGAAGAUGGAAAGAUUCUGAUUUUUGACAUGCGGGAUGGUUCGGAUGUGAUGUGCGUUUCACGGUGCCGUUCACCGUACCAUGCCGUGAUGUAUCAUCCGUACGAUGCCGGGUUCAUCGUAACGGCCAAUGCAAAGGAGGGUGCCGCCCUGUGGGAUCUUAGAGCUCCGAAGAUGCCAACGAUUCGGUACGGUGGAGAGAAUGCUGCCCAAAGCUGUAUGAGCAUUCGGUUCAACAGUUUGGGUACACAGGUGCUGGCACUGAGAAGACGUCUACCGCCGAUUCUGUUCUCGACGGCUUCACCGGAACCGAUCUGCCAGUUUUACCAUCCGGAUUACUACAAUUCGUGUACGAUGAAAAGUUGCUGCUUUGCUGGCGAGAGGGAUCAAUUUGUGCUGUCCGGUUCGGAUGAUUUUAAUCUGUACGUGUGGCGCGUGACCGAUGCAGAUGUGAACGAUACCGAUCAGUGGGUCGAUCGAAAUCAGAUGGUUCUUUACGGACAUCGGUCGAUCGUCAAUCAGGUUAGAUACAAUCCGCAAAAGUGUUUAAUAGCUUCAUCCGGAGUGGAAAAGAUCGUGAAGCUUUGGACUCCGUUCGAGCUGGAAUCGUGGCGUGGAAGUUUGGUGGAGGAAGCAACGGGUCCGGAAAAUCCGAGAGAAGUGUUCACCAAUGAGGAGUACAUUUCACUGAACAUGACUCACGAUUAUAGUCAUCAAUCGACCACGGAGGACCCGCGAAUGAUGGCAUUCUUCGACUAUCUUGUUCAGCAGGAGAUUGAAGGUUGGAACAGUGAAACGUCGGAUCAAACAUCGGAGCACAGUUCGGAUGAGAACGAAUCUUCCCGACCGGACACGACUCAGACUUCGGAUACGGAAUCCGUUCAGAACUAUAUCCCACUGCGCGGACAGCAGCAAAGUCGUCGAGGAGAUGUAGCUCAGCGAACGAAAUACCGGAAUCGGAUUGCAUAUCUAAUUGCCACCAAGCGAAAUCGAUUGAAGCGACUCGCUCUGAAGACUGCCAAUGCCCGAGCCACUAAUCGGCGGACGAUAACGAAGACAAAGUACGGGUUGCGCAAUCAGCCAAAACGUCCCGGAUUGGGGGCACUUCGAACCACACGAAAGGGUAUCGGUAAACGGAAUCGACGGCUUAGUACUAGUAAGUACAGUAAGCGUCCAGUUUCACACGAGCAGACAAGUGAUUCGGAGGUUUCAAAAUCGACCAAGAAGCGUCGUAUGCAAACCACCAAUCUGAAUUUAGCAGUGUAUCGAACGUACCGGCGGAAAUCCAAAGGAACACCAUCAUCUUCCAACACUAGCACCCGGGUCGAGGAAUCCAGCUCCGAUGAUGACGAUGCGGACAACGAUAGUGAGCAACCGCAGCCAUCGGCUGCGAAGAAGCUCAAACUGAGCUGUGACAGUUUGGGUAAUUUUCCUUCGACCUCCAGAGGUUUCCCGGGCGGUAGUAGUACAGGCAGCAAUAUCUACAAUAAUGGAGCCGGUCCGAGUGGGUUGUGCAAUGCAGUGCGAACGGGUGCCUCGGGGAACGGUGCCGGGGGAAGCAGAAGCAGUACAUAUGUUAGCAUGGAUACGCCUAGCACCAGUACCGGGCUGACCGGGAAUGGGAGAAAUUUAUUGUUCCACAUAGCAUCGACCACCAAUGACGACGAUGAUUCCGACGACGACCCGUCGAUUCCGGAACAUCCGGCCUCACCGGACAAUCUGCUUCGGGUUAUCACAUCACCGAUUAAUCACUUCGAACUCCCGCCGAAUUCCUCCAGCGACCUCCUAGCGGUCGAUCAUAACGACAACAACAUUCUAGACCACAGCAACAACAACAGUAGCUACGUGAAUCACAAUAACAAUUCUAGCAAUAAUAGUAACAACAACAAUAACAAUAUCAGUAGAGCCAACAGCAGCAUCCUUAACCUUAACAGCAAUUCAAUCCAGAACGGUAGCAGCCAGAAGCAGAUGCUCUCAGCAGCAAACGACAACAAUGAGUCAUCCUCGUCGUACAACCAGGUUUACGACCAUACCUACUCCAGUCGGUCAAACUCGAGGCUGUCCAGCAGCUACGAUUACGAUUGUUCCUCCAGCAACGACAGUUUCGUGGACUAUUUCAACAACAAAAAGAAAUUGUUAGCAUCAAUCGAUCAGCAGCAACCGGGAUGUUCCUCUUCAACCGGCGCAUCAACACGGAAACCACAACAGCCGGACUAUAACCGGGAACUGCUAAACUACACUCCGGACAGUGGAAUCGCCACCGGUCCGUGCAGUUCCGUGUCCACCAACGGUUUCCCGUCCAGUGUCAAAUCCCGCACUUCCCUGAACAGCAAUAGCAACGGGAACUAUCUGGAAGCUACACCCGGAACUAGUGGAUUAAGUAGCACUAUCGGUGGUGGUGGUGGUGUUGGCGGAAGUGGUCCGAUGGCAAACGGCAGUAGUAGUAAUGGGGUCGAUCUUGGUUCGAAACUGUUCCAGCAAAAGGUGGCCCGGGUGCGGAAAAACUAUCGCAAGCACUUCUGUGAUGACUCGGAUAGCGAGUGAACUAGGGUUGUGGCUACGGCUGUUCCGGAGUACCCUAUCUAAUCACUGAAGGAGCAUUCGUUUGAAGUACAGCGCAGAGUAUGGUUAAAGAACUGUGUCGAACUAAUAAAGUGACUAGAAAUGCUUAUGGAAGCGAACAUAAAGAUACGAUAGAUUCUAUUCAGUAAGUUUUUGGUAUGAGUUCAAGUCUCAGUCUACGAUGUGGAUGGAAAAUGUAGUUUCGAAGAUGUACAAGAAUAAAAUUCUUAUUACACCGAUUCUUCGGCAGGCGACAAAAUCAGCGAACCUUAAUUGUUGUGUUAGUGAUAGUCUUCUACUAUGAUUGUCUUUGUAGUAGUUUGUAUGAGCGAGGAAGCAAUUUGAGCUAACCGUACAAGUAGGCCCGUAACAGCACAAUCACCAACAUUUUUGUCGUGUCUCCUGAGCUGCUCGUACCCAAAUAGAAGAGAAAUGGGCAGUUUUACGAUAGAAACAGCUACAUAUUCAAGUAUGUGGAUACAGUUGGUACUCACCUAACACACUACAUAUUACUGAUACUAAUUAGAAUGUUAAGAGGAAAAAAACCGUGAUUUACUAAUCAUAAUAUUACUAUUAAAUAUAUACUAAACCCAUACACUAUAGAUUGUAUCCAUCAGAUGUAAGAUCAAACUUUAUACCGUUAUGCGGACAUGUGCGGUUUUGUAUUUGCGUGUUAAGGCGGAAGUGAGUGGUAGGUGUAGUAAAUACACUAGCUCACGCAAAGCAUACCCACGUAGGUAACAAGAAGGCAGGCAGGCAGUCCUGAUAUAAAGCCCACAUAAGGAAGCGAUUGAAUAAACUUACUUUACGAUU